Molecule: messenger RNA, 9090 nt
Organism: Ixodes scapularis (black-legged tick)
Lineage: Eukaryota; Metazoa; Arthropoda; Arachnida; Ixodida; Ixodidae
Product: ubiquitin carboxyl-terminal hydrolase 24
Exons: 59
Coding region: 347-7996 (2549 amino acids)
Biological process (GO): protein deubiquitination
Cellular component (GO): nucleus; cytosol
Molecular function (GO): cysteine-type endopeptidase activity; cysteine-type deubiquitinase activity; protein binding
Source: RefSeq, a predicted model, not a curated record
GCCACAACCGCAUCAAAAUGGUGGCUUCCUGAGACGCGGUCGACGCGGUUCGUUGCUGGGUGCGUUGGGGAAGAUGUUUGGUCGCUGAGUGCUUUUCAUUUCGGCGUCUUUUUUUUCUUUCCACCCUUCCAGCGCAGCUUUAUAUUACCUCAUUCGCGGCCAGCCCACCCCCAAGCACGGCUUCCUUCCCGAGUUCCGAAACGCGUUGCAGCCUCAAAUGCUCGGGUUUUCAAACCCUCGGCGCUGCGAACCUCCUCCUCCAUUGCGUACCUCGAGGAACGUCGUCUUCGAGUUGGAUAGGUAGGAGAGACCGCCGCUCGGUGCGGUACCAAAGACUACCUCCGACAUGGAGCAGACCGAGAAAAACGUGGAUACCCUGUUCGGCAUGGGCUUUCUGGACGUUGAAGAGAUCCGAAGCGCACUUCGUAUGAGCAGCAACGACCUCAACGAAGCCGUGGCCAUUCUGACGAACGAGAGGUACUCUGGCUACCCGACAGCAGUCGACGACGUCGAGAUGAAAGACGUGACUUCGACGGCGCUGGUGCCCACGGCGGCGGCGGCCCCGCCGCCGCCUUAUGCGUCCCUUCCUGAUGCCAAGCCCUGUUCUCCGAAGCCGGAGGAACUGGGCGGCCUGCACUUCCCGACGACCAACCUGUACGAGCUGGAGCAGAGGGUCUUUCUGGACCAGUGGUCCAUCCCGUACAAGAAGGACGAGUCCUUGGCCAAGUGCCUUGUCGCAGCGACCAACCUCGCGCGCGAAGGUCAGUGUGAAUCAAAUGCCGACUGCAAGAACUUCAUGGAGUCCUGCAUGCCCGAGUCCUUCAAGAAGCUCCUGACGACGCUGGCGGUUCGCAACUGGACUCCAGAUGUGCAAGAGGGCGUCUACAACAUGCUUAUGCUCCUCAUCGAGCUUGUGGUGGAGAGGCUGAGUCAUCCUCCCCUCCCCGAAAAGCUCCUCUCCAACGUUCUGUCUAUGGCUUUUGACCCGGACUGCGAAUUCCACAUCAAGAACAAGAAUCGUUCGAGCUCCCUUGAACAAGGGCUGACUGUCUAUGCAAAGUCUAAGGGCUCUCUGGAUCCUCAUGGCUGGCUGUUGGACAUCAUCAAUAAGUUUGGUGGGCGUGGUGGCUUUGACAAAAUACGGGACAAGUUUGCGGAAAGUCUGACGGCAAAUGAAAUGGCUGCGCUCUUACAGCCCCUGGCAACGUGCGCCCAGUUCCUCAAUCCCGAGACGACGUGUUCUUUGCUUUCCCCGUGCAUGAGCAAGGCUAUGGGCUACAUCAAGGGACUCACCGACGAAGACCUCAAGAACAAGAACAUUGGCUCUGUGACGGAGCUACUGAAAGCUGUGAAGAUGCUGUGUGUCUACCUGUGGCCGCAAGAGAUUGCCACCACCAGCUCCCUCUGCCUGGACGUCAUACUCAGGAUGCUGCGGUGCUCCCACUUCAACGCCAGAAUGAACGGACUCAAAGAGCUGGUGAAGCUCAUCGAGGGCUGCUCAUCAUCAAACUCCUCGAAAGCUACCAUUCAGUCGGAGCAGCUUCUAGACUGGCUUGCUGAGAACAAUGUCCUGUCCAUCACGCUAGAGAGCAACAUUGACCAGGCACAGUACAUGGAGAAGAUCAAGGGAAUCAUCGAAUUUAUCGGGCCACGCCUAUCGCUCGAAGAAUUGACCAAGAUUUGGGCGAUGCAGGAUCGUCAGAACUGUCAGGUUGUGGACAACAUUCAUGGCAUUAUGGCCGCAGCAUCCACCAAGUUCACCCAGCAGCAGUUUGAGCACCUAAUUGCUCUCAUCAGCAAGGCCUGGCGCAACGGCAGCGACAUUACGUGGAAACGGCUGCUCGCAUUCAUCGGGAAGCUGGGCAAAGAGAGCAACCAAGGCAAGGUCUCCACCAAACUACUCGACCUGCUCUGGGAACUCUCUCACUCGUCGACGUUGCCCAAGACUCACGUCGAGCAAGCCGUCGAGGAAUUCUUCAAUAUCCUGUCGGAGAUGAGCAACCGGGACCAGGUCCGGAAGCAGUACAUCUCACGCUGCAUUGACGACGUCAAGAAGAACAACUGGGUGAUCCCGGCGCUGAAGCUGCUUCGGAACGUGAGCGGCAGCAACCAGAAAGUCAGCUACUACAAGCAGGACAAGUCCAUUUUCAACGAACUGAGCCGCAGCCAGGACAUUGUGAAGCUGAUUUCGUCGAGCCUGUCCCAGUGUCACAAGGAAGCGGUCAAGCUGGCCCGCGGAAAAUCUCUCCUGCCCCAUGUCUUGGUUGACGGCGUCUACACCCACCAGGAGCACGUCAUGACGUACCUGGACUUCCUGCAGUUCCUGCUCAAGGACGGCUCCCAGUAUCUCCAGUGGAACAGGGCCAAGGAGAUCUGGGACACCCUGGUAGCCAACCCAGACGCCUGCAACCCGGACCGAGAGAUGUGCUUUGAGUGGUUCGAAAAGUGCCUUCAGGAUCUCGAAGCAGAAACUCAGUCUCUGCUGUUUCAACAAAAGUUGCUGAAGAUGGAUCCUUCCCAGAUCACCUCGCAAGCAUUUUCCUGCUUCAAGACUUACUUCGAGCACGUCAACACGCACGAGGGCAAGCUGAAGAAGCGGGGAGGCAUCACCAUUGUGGAGAGGCUGGAGCUGACCGGGCUAGAUUUCCUCUGGCAGAUUUCGUUGGCCGCCCCAGAGGAGGAGAUUGCGGAACUCGCCAUCGACUUCAUCCUCGACCUUUCGUACAAGUUUCUCUCUCCGAAGCUCAAAAAGGACGUCGUUUCUCUUCAUCAUCGCUUCAUCAACGAAUGCUACAAUCGAUUGAAGGCUGUCGCCGAGACAAUCGGAGACACCGCAAUGACGACGGCGGUGUCGAACGCGACAAAGACGCUCACGGCAAUGGCAGUGUCGGAGGCCAUCUCUCUUUCCCUUCCAAAACGGACCAACCGGUCCCAGAACAUCUGUCGUCUGCUCCACCUUGCGGAGCGCUACAUCUCAUCCAUCGAGGACCAGCACUCUGUGCCUCGAGUCAUCCUUCCCCACGGCGCAUCGUUUUACGGCUUCCCAGUCAGCCUAUGCAUCGUCAGUGACAGUCUCAAAGAUGAAGUAAAGAUCAGGUGCCACAGUAACUCUAGCAUUGGCUCGAUGAAGGAGAAGGUAGCCCGCUUGUUCAAGCAGCUGCCGGGGAACCUGCAAAUCUCGAUGGACGACACUCCGCUUCCGUGUACUGAAGACCAAAAGCGUCUGUCACAGUUCAAGUUGAAAGAGAACCAAGUCGUCCACGUCAAGGUGGUGGGAAGUGGUCUGGUGCUGCCUUCACAAAUCGAAGAGGAUGCGGUGGUACCGCCGCCCUCCGCCCAGGCGUCUGCAAUGGCGGCCGCAACGGCAUCCCCGUCGGCUGGGCAGCAGCCUUCAUUCUACCUUGAGCAGGAGAAGCAACUUCCCGGCGUGGUUAUCUCCAGCGGCGGCAACGUCUUCGAGAUGCUGUACCAGCUGGCCAGCAUGGAUGAUCCCAGGAUUGCAGAGCAAGUUCAGACGCUGCUGCAUCUCAUCCCCCCCGACCCUGCCGUUAUCGACUCGCUCGACCAAAUGUGCACCAAGACGUCUUCGGCGGCAAACUCCUCCGACGCUCAUCCCGCUCCCUCGAAGCUGUCGGGCAGCCCCAAGAAGAGCGGGUCGCCCGCUCCCAGGGACAAACCGGAAGGCCCGGACGUCGUCCUCAAGCGACUCCUUGAGCCGACGUCUCGCAAUCUGUCUCCCUUUCGCCUUCUCUACAACUUGCAAGUGCUGAGUGCCAAGCUGAUGCCGGCCAAUCAGGAUGCCUGUUCCAAUGUGUUCUGCGAGAACUUCCUCAAGGUUGGCGGGCUUUCCCACGUGCUCCGGGUGCUGCACAGGGACGCCUUUCCCCCGGAGGUCGACAGCGGCGUGCGGCAGGGGUGCUACUUCACCGCCCUGCAGAUCACCAGGUUCCUGAUCUGCGGCCAGAAUGUGCCGCACGCCCUGCAGAGCUCGUCCGCGUGCCAGGCACUGUCAAUGAGCGCCACACCGUCGCCGGUGAAGCCCACCACCCCCAAGAAGCUGCAGGUGGAUCUGGUGUUGGCUCCGGCCGUCUCCAUGGCGACGCCCAUCAUCAAGACAAUGGAGCGGCCUGCCCUGGAGGAGGUGGUGGACUGCCUGGUGCGUGUGGCGUGGGCCUCUGCCGCCGGACAGCUCCGCCUCGCCAAUUCGCCGCUGCCCGCCAAGGAGGGCACCCAGUUUGCCUCCGGCACUGGACGACGCAGCCGACAAAGCAGCACGGGCAGCGCCACGAGCAGCGGCAGCGACGGCGAGAACUCGUCUGGGCUGCAUGGUGGCAUCUGCGUGGCGCAGAGCUCGGUGGACCGCCGCGACGUGCUGCUCUCCCAGGAGGCUCUUGGCGUCCUCUUCUGCUGCCUCGAGCUCAGGGAGGACGUUUCGGCCCGGUUCUGCGAGCUUCCCUGCGUCAAGGACUUCAUCCUGGACGUGCUGCUGGGUUCGGGCAGCGGGGACGUGCGUGCCACGGCCCGGGACGGACUUCACCGGCUCAGCCGUACCGCCUCAUCCAUGCGGCCGUUUCUACUCGAGGUGCUUCUCAAGGCACACCUGCCACUCUGGGUGUCGUGCAGCUGCACCCGGGGAGUCAACCAGAGGUUGCUGGGACAGUGCGUUGAGUACUUCGAACUGGCGUGUCGGCUGCUCGCUGAUUCCAAGGACGACACCAGGGGUCUUCCGGUGGACGUUUCCCAAAUGCUGGAGGACGAGAUUGCCUGGCUGCACAGCUUUUCGCCUUCGGAGAGCCAGCGAGACCAGAGCACAGACUGCACGCUCAUGACUGGCCACUUCAACCUCAUCCGCACCCUCAUCGCCUGCAACGAAGACAAGAAGGCCGAAGUCGGCUCGAGCCUGGUCGAAGGCCUUCUGGGCUCUUACCUGUUCCCAGCCUCGAACCUCAUUGAGAAAGGGGCCAAGCAUGAGACAUUCGACAACCUCAAACCCAAGUGCUCCAUGCCCGAGCCCCGUGCGGCUGCGUUCAGCAUCCUCGUGGAGCUUGCAAAGUGUUGCCCGACCAACCUGGAGAGGAUCGUCGGCUGGCUGACCGACAAGCACCACCGGCUGACCUCCGAGCUCGUCAAGGAGUUUGAGUACGAACCGCUGAUAGCCGGCCGAGCGGAAAGCGGCUACGUGGGGCUGAAGAAUGCAGGGGCCACCUGCUACAUGAACUCGGUGCUGCAACAGCUCUUCAUGCAACCGGGACUGCAGGAGGCCAUGCUGUCCAUAGACUCGGACAAGGUCGACGAGGAGAGUCUCCUGUACCAGACGCAGACUGUGUUUGGGCACCUGCUGGAGUCUCAGCUGGAGUACCACGUACCGGAGCGGUUCUGGCGCUGCUUCCGGCUAUGGGGAGCCCCCGUAAACGUCCGGGAGCAGCAGGACGCCUUCGAGUUCUUCAACCACCUGCUGGACCAGGUGGACGAGUACCUGGUCAAGAUUGGCUGUGACCCGCUCUUCAAGCCCUUUUACGAGGGCCUCUUCUCUGACCAAAAGAUCUGCCAGGGCUGCCCGCACAGGUACGAGCAGGAGGAGACGUUCCUGGCCCUCAACCUCCCGGUGAAGAGCCAGAGCCUGAAGGAGUCGCUCGACCAGUUUGUGAAGGGAGAGCUCCUGGAGGGAGACAACGCCUACCUGUGCGAAAAGUGUGGGGAGAAGCGCAACACAGUGAAGCGGACCUGCAUCAAGAGGCUGCCCCAGGUGCUCGUCAUCCAGCUCAAGCGGUUCGGCUUCGACUGGGAGGCCAACAGGGCCGUCAAGUUCGACUACCACUUCAAGUUCCCCUGGUCGCUGGACAUGUCUCCAUACACGUACCACGGGGUGAUGGAGAAGGAGGCCCACGGCCCAGCGGGGGACUCUGCGGACGAGGUGUUCCGGAGGCCCGGCCCGGCCCUCUACGACCUCACGGGCGUGGUGGUGCACAACGGGCAAGCCAGCGCGGGACACUACUACUCCUACAUACGGGAGCGAAGGAGUGAUCCACGGUACGCUUCGCGCAAGGGCGUCUGGUACAAGUUCAACGACACCACGGUGGAACAGUUCGAACUCAACGACGCCACCCUUGAGACGGAGUGUUUCGGCGGCACCUACAAGGCCAAGGUGUCCGACUCUGCGUCGUGCUACCCGGAGACGCGGCAGCGGCACUGGAACGCCUACCUCCUGUUCUACGAGAAGCAGGAGGACUCUCGGACUCCUCGGACGCCGCAUAAGGGCACUGGGCGCUUCUCGUUCCGCAGGGAAGGCAAGGACGCCACGCCGGUUGCGAAGUCGGCUGUGCGCCGGACGCCGAGCGCGGCGGCGGUGGCGGCGGCGGCCAGCAGCCGUCAGCGAGGGGACAGCCUGAGCCAGCUGACGCAGUUGGUGGACCACGGGGAGCGGCAGGGCUGGUUUCCUUCCUGCAUGCCCGCCCACAUUGGCCAGCUGGUGCGGGAGCAGAACCUGCUCUUCGUCCGCAACCGGGACCUCUAUAACUCCCACUACUUCGACUUCGUGGCCGCCCUGGCUUCCGUCAAUCUGGACAACCGGUUCCAUCCCGAGUACGAACGGCUGAUGGUGCAGAGUCUCAACUUGGCCGUCAACUUCUUCCUCAACACAUACCUCAAGUACAAGAAGAAAGACAGCGCCGUCAUUGUGGAGUGGGUGAACUGCAUCGAGACCAUCAUCUCCCAGAGCGAGGAGGCUGCAGCCUGGCUGCUUAAAUAUCUAGCAGAUGCAGGACCCAGCGUCAUCAAGCUCUACCUGUUGGAGUGUCCCAGCCGGGAGGUGAGGCACACCUUUGUGCAGAUCCUGGACAAGGCCUUCCUCUUCUCCCACAGACUCGAGAGGAGCGAGUUGGACGUGAAUCGGGUGCUGGGCCACUUGAUCAACUUUCUGGACCAAGAUGUGGCGGACAAUUGCUGGCAUUCCUCGCAGUACUUCUGCCUGCUCAGCGGCUACUCACGCCUGGGAGUGAGGGCUUGCGGCAACCUCUUCAAGCUGGACGCUUUCCAGAAGCUGCUGUCCUUCCUUCUGGGUCCCCUCAGCGCCAACAUGGACUGCGAGGACUCCUUUGGACGACGAUGGAGCCAUGCCCAGAUCCACGAGUUUGGACACCUGCACAGCACCCUGGUCAGCCUGGUCCUCUUCUGCGACCUGACCUCUCUGUACACGUGUGAGGCCCCGCCCCUGGUGACCCGCGAGGCCUUGGUGCGUCCGCCGGAUCUGCUGGAGCUGCCCGACGACGUCCGUAAGGCCUUGUGCGGUCCAGGCGCCUGGAGGUACAUCCGGGAGGUUGUCUCUGCCUGCAGAGAAACAUCAGGUCCCAUCGACAUGCUGGUCCACAUGCUGGUCCAGUGCAGCUUCUGCAACCAGCCCUUCAGCGAACUGGUCAUAAGGCUCGUCAUGACUCAGUACUCCUCGGUUCCCUCGAACGAACUCAAGAACCUGUCUCACCUGCUUCUCGAGAUGUUGAAGUUGGACGACUCGCUGCAGUACGCGCGGAUCAAGCUCGUCAUUGACGGUUCCCGGGAAAUCAGGGUGGAGUUCGACGGACUCCUGGAAAUCAUCAAGGCAAACCACACCAACGACAGCAGACGUUCGUACCAAGGAGUCAAGUUCCUGGUCACAAUGGCUCACAGGUACCCUCACGCCAAGGACUACCUCCUCCAAGCGCCCCCGACUUGGCAGUGGUCCGUGAACUGGCUCAAGCAGACCAUGUCUGAGUUCAACACCCAGUGGAGCAACACGGCCACUUCCAACGAGGACUCGAACACCAAGACCUUCCAGCGGACCAUUAGUGCUCAGGACACCCUGGCUGAAGCCACAGCCCUGCUGACGGAGCUGUCCUCUCCGGAAGCGGCGGAGCUCGGGAUGGAACUAGACCAGGACGACGGGGAAGACGAAGACGCUCGCCUGAAGCGGACGCGCGGCCUCGACGACGGACUGCACUACAUCGAGAUCGAACGGGAAUGACGGGAAAGUUCGAGGCAGUCAGUGGGGACGACGCAGAUCAAGAAAAACGCCGGAAGGAAACGUUCUCCCACCGACUACGGCAAAAACGCUGCGCUUCUUCCGACGUUACCGCGAGCUUAGCAUAGACCGAUCGGUCUCGGAAGGAAGGCUCUACGAGCGUCUCAGGGUGCUUCCGUGUCAACCGACGCGACAAGAACCACGUUUGCAAAUAUGCGGAGCGAAGUGGAGAAGCCAAAAAAGCCGAGGUGCUCCUUCCAAUCCAGUCUUUGCACGGACAACGCCGCAGCCGCGCUCGUCGCAGCGAGGCCAACCAAAAGUUCCUGCAGAGUUUUUUAUACGGACGCCUCGUGUGGGGUGCGAGAAAGUGUGUACGGUUGCCUGUGUGUGUGCGAAGGUAUCUCCAAGACGUGCAAAUGCUUUGUUUCCUCGUUGUUUCGUACCUGAACUUUUUUAAAGGUUUUUACGUGACAUCUAUAUGGCGAUCGGCGUGUGCCGGUCGCACGGAACAAGUCAGCGUCGUGGCAGUAUGCAAGGUCGGUAGAAUGUCGGAGACCUAGUGCAGUAGCGGUCGCUCAAGUCAACAUGCCGAGAACGUGCAGAGUCGCGAACAAAUGGAUGGAUGCAGAGGGAACCCGUACCAGUAGCAGGGUCUAUAGCAACUUUCUGAACAGUCUGCCUUUUGUUUCUUAGCUUAGUGCGAUUUUAAAUGCCGACAGUGCCUUGCAUCGGAACGACUGCGCAGUUUGCGUUGCCAUUUAGUGACUCUUUAAUUUCGGAAACAUGACAUGCGAAGCACUACAAAGAAUGUUGCUUCUGUGAUUUGGAAAUAUUUCAUACGAGCAAUUCUAAUACCAUUUAGUGUCCAUUAUAAACAAAAAUGCCGAGGAGUGUAUUAAGAAAAAAAGAAGUGGCGGUGUAUGCAAAGGCUAGAAGGUUGAGCAAUUGAGCAUAUGCUUUUUUUUCAUUCUCAGGAAAGGUUUUGUUGUAAAAGGAGUGGUCUAAUCAGUAUUGUGUGCCUGCCAAAACGUGAGCUCAGGCAUUUAAAAGAACAAAUGCCGACAAAGCUUUAACUCUCAAUAAAACUGUAUAUAAGU